This is a messenger RNA of Paramecium pentaurelia, 716 nucleotides long. NCBI's taxonomy places the organism in Eukaryota, Ciliophora, Oligohymenophorea, Peniculida, Parameciidae. The record is from the annotation of a GenBank genome assembly.
GAUGGAAAUUAAUAAACCUUUCAUUAUUACCAAGCGAUAAGGUGAUUCUUUGUUGCCUCCUGAUUGUGAAGAAUUCAAUGAAGCUAUAGAAGAUAAAAUUAGAUUUUUACAAAGUUCAAAUAUAUUCAUAAUCGUAAGUUAACUAUCCAUUAUCUUUAGUGUGCAUUUAUAUAUUAGUGCAUAAGAUUUCUAUACUAUUUCAUUCAUUAUCGAACAAUAUGUUAUACAUAUGCAAUAUUGUGCUUAGUUAUAGUAGGUGGAAACAUAUUCUGGAUUGCUAGUUCAACCUAUGGAUUUCUUGGUAUCAAUUCAAGAUCAUCUUCCGAAAUUGGAAAAUACCUGUGUUUAACAUCAGUUGUCUUAGCUAUACGAUUAAUUACUUACUUUUUAGUAUGGGCUCUAAUGCAAGGAUAUGCAUAAUAAUAUAAUAUUUUAUCUAAAACUCGAUUAUUAUAGGAAAAUACAACAUAAUAACCAACACCAACUGAAAUUACUGAUGAUUAGAAAUAAGAAAUUGUUUGUGGAUAAUUGUAUUAAGGAACUUUAAUGAUGGUUUAAGCUAUAAUUGAAACUAUAUUCUUAGGAGUCAUCAUUUACUUUGUUGUGUAGGUAAAAAAGUAUAUAACAAGUAAAUAUAAUAUUUUAUAAUUUAAGAUUAUGAAAGUAAUUAAAAAAAAAAAUAAAGGACAUGGAAUCUAUAAGCUUCCAUUGUUUGA